Penicillium pulvis is the source of this 972-nucleotide messenger RNA. RefSeq names its product presequence translocated-associated motor subunit PAM17. Gene Ontology annotation, biological process: protein import into mitochondrial matrix. The coding region runs from base 37 to 735 and encodes 232 amino acids. The transcript is spliced from 2 exons. The record is from RefSeq and is a predicted model, not a curated record. NCBI's taxonomy places the organism in Eukaryota, Fungi, Ascomycota, Eurotiomycetes, Eurotiales, Aspergillaceae. Gene Ontology annotation, cellular component: PAM complex, Tim23 associated import motor.
AUUCCCCGGUUUCUGACAUUCCUGAUCAUAUUCACCAUGUCAGCUCGCACAGUAAUCGGUGGUCGACUGGGCACCUCUGCCCUUAGCUCCCUCGCCACCCCCUCCCCGCGGAUCACAUCCCAGCAGCUUGCACGUCUCCACUCGACCGUUGUCCGUCCCUCCCCGGGCGUUGCAUCUAAGCUCUCCAUCAAACAAAAUGCCCGACCUACUCCCACAGUAUCGAGCCGUCCGGGCCUGCGGAUGAACUCCACUUCUUCCGCCGGUAAAGAUGAGGUGAAGCUCGACUGGGACUCUUUCUUCAAGCUUCGCGCUUCUCGCCGCCGAUACUCCCUCGCAUCCUCCGUUGCGACCUGCCUCGUGUCUACUACCGCCGGCGUGCAGAUUCUGUCUUCACAAGAUCUGGAAUCUCUCGGUGCUCAGGUGAUGGGUCUCGAUCCAUUCGUCGUGUUGGGAAUGGCGACAGCUGCCUGCGGUGCCGCUGGAUGGCUCUUGGGUCCAAUUGUCGGCAACGGACUCUGGGGUUUGGUUUACCGUCGGUUCACCCCCUCUGUAGCAACAAAAGAGAAGGAGUUCUUCGAUCGCAUUCGACGAUUCCGUGUGGACCCAUCGACCAACUCCAUUGCCAACCCUGUCCCCGAUUACUACGGCGAGAAGAUCGGUAGUGUGCAAGGAUAUCGCCAGUGGCUGAAGGACCAGCGGGCGUACAACCGGAAGCGCCGAAACUUCAUUGCUUGAUUUUGCUUUUUGAGACGAUUACCUUUGCAUGUUUGUCUAUACGCUUGACCCUGCAACUCGCAAAUUCUGGACCAAGGCCGGUCGCUUUCUUUUCUCUGGAUUUGGAUUGGUGUUUUGUGCUUUUUAUUCGAUCUCAUUAGCGGUCUGGGCGACCUGGGGCAUCAUAUUUUGUAUUUGAAAAUGACCUUUGAUAGCACCGUCAAGCACCAUGUUCAAUUAAGCUUAUUUACAUAAACA